AUCCGGCAAUGUUCUUAUUUUGUAGCUACAGAUACAUCGGCGAUGAACUCAAUUGUUCAGUCUUAGAGUGGCCUUGAAAGGUUUAACUGCGACACUUUGGUCGACUCUUUACCAUAUCAUUAACAACGCGUAAGUAAAACGCCUAUCGGAGUAUUCAUUUUUCCAGCGUCUAUAUAAAGAAGUUUUAAUCAAUCAAAAAUGUUUCAAUCUAUUUAUAAAGGAUAAUCGGUCCGUUCGCCGGAAUUAAUCCGGAUUAAUCGCGAUCGCUUUGUUCCGCAUCGCAAGGUCCUUAUCUAUUGUACCGGUCUUUCUCAUUGUUAUAUUAAUAAUUUCGACUAUAAUGCCCAGGCGAAUUAUAAUGGACCAGCGACUCUACGAUAAGAUAACCACUGCGUAUUAUGUGUACGCAUAUAUUUCUCUAAGAAGGGGGAGUUACGGGGGUUUAUUUUGCAUAAAUACGUGAAAAUAAGCUGUUGCGGAUGAAUGACGGUACGUAAUUGAACUUUUAAUGUUUCCUGCGUAGUCGUCUACUGGUACGCUGAUGAUAACUUUGUAUUCAUUGUAUUCCUUUGUUUUACUUGCACCUUUUAUUUACAUUAAUUGCUAAUGAAUUUAACAUUUACCUAGUAAAAAUUAUUGCUUGUUUCUUAAUGACCUUCUUUAAGACCUACACACCACAAAUUUUAAUUAGAAUAAUAAACAUAAUAAUUAAAUAUGAUUAAGAUUAUAGAGUUGGGCAUAUAAUUGAGAUACUAAUUAUUCUCAAAUCAAUAAAUAAACACUUUUCUGGAAAUAAAAAAAAUAUGCAAAAUAGAUAAAUUGUAAUGAAACAAUAAUAAACGUACAGGCCUAUAUUUUUCUACCGAAUUAAUAACAGUAGCAAUUUAUUUUGAAAUAUAAAACAUAAAUUUCCAUGGGAAUUUUUAACGCACCUCUCGAUAUUGACGUAUCUCGGGCACUUGCGUCAAAAAAUUCGAAACAGCAGUUUUUAUUCUCCUAAAAUUUCUCGUGGUUAUCCUUUUUUAAUUUUCAUCAAAAUCAAUAAAUAUGGAUCGGUCAAAGGAUUUCGAGAACAAUGACCUCUGUACUCCGCAACCCGAUCCGAGAUUUCACAACCAGAAUGUAACAGCUUGGUGUUACUCUUCUUUCGUUGACCAUAAAAAGUGCACGAGGCUUUUAGGGGAAGGGCGCGAGUGUUGCAAACAGUUCGAGAAAAUCUACCGCUCGAUCUGCCCCAGCUCAUGGACCGAACGGUGGGAAGAACAGAUUAAAAUCGGUACUUUCCCGGCCGAUUUGCCGGAACCAUGUAACGGAAAAUAAAACUCUUAGAUUUCUCCAAUACAGACCUGGAUUACGCAGAAGUCCGUUUUUAAUUUAUGAUAAUAUCGCCAACAAAAAAGGUUCCCAUCUCGAGAACACAGCACGGAACACUUUACUUCUUGAACUUUUGGAAUUGGUCGCCUAAUUGUACAGACUUUCUACCACUGAAGUGGUAAAAUUACGCGUAUGCUUGAACGUCUUUAAAAAAGUUUACGAGAAACCAAAUGAAAUUUUUCGAAAGAAAAUUUACUCUAUCUUUCUAUCUUUUAACAGCUCGGAAUGCGUUUACAAUUUAAGCAACUGUGUAAUUUUUAAGUCACAGACCGACACACAUUCGAUGCAGCGACAUCUUAAUGUCACGUUAUGAAUUUAACAUGAAAGGCAAUCACUGCAAAAAGCAUUCGAUAUUUUAUGGGCUUUGUGAUUUGAUUGAUCCAACCAUUUUUAUUGGUUUCGAAUAUUUUAAUUGAUAAGAACACAACAUCCUCUUUCAGACUGGUAUAAGAUUAAAACCCGAAGCAGUAAGUCGAAAAAAUUAAAGUAGAUAUACCUUCGCUUUCGCUCUGCUAAAUCAUGACCAAAAGUACAGUGGUCGGCUGGCUGCUGCUAUAAAACCCCUAACAUUGAUUGUUUGUUUGAGAAAACGACUGACUUCCGAUGAAAAAGUUGUAUUAGAGGUUACGAUACUGGGGCCGACUGUAUAGUCGAGGUUAAGUUAUUUCUGUUGUAAAAAAAGAAAAUUAGACACA
Cylas formicarius (sweet potato weevil) is the source of this 2069-nucleotide messenger RNA. Its product is annotated as cytochrome c oxidase subunit 6B2-like. Lineage: Eukaryota; Metazoa; Arthropoda; Insecta; Coleoptera; Brentidae. The transcript has 3 exons. Bases 1048 to 1320 code for a protein of 90 amino acids. The record is from RefSeq and is a predicted model, not a curated record. Gene Ontology annotation, cellular component: respiratory chain complex IV; mitochondrion.